UAUUCAGUACACACCAAGAGCAACCGCGGGAUGGAAAAAUGGAUGGUGUAUCUUUAACCCACAAAGGUUGGAGCAGAUUUUGUUCUGAGCGAGUUAACAAUGGAAACUUUUUUUUUUUGGUGUUUCCCUCCAGCGGUCCUGCCAAGCAAUAGAGAGAGAAAAGAAAAAAGAAAAAAGAAAAGAAACUUGUUCCGCUGAGUUCAACCCCAGACAGGCUCACAACUUCCUUCCUGCUUUCCGACCCCCUCCCCUCCCGACUCUCUCUCUCUCUCUCUCUCUCUCUCUCUUUUCGUCCUGUAGAUUCAACAAACAUUCAAGAAACAGCUUCGCUGAAUGGCCAGGGUGUUGCGGGAGAAGAAGUCAAGUCGUAAACGAAGCGCAGAUCGCGUCACAAAACAGAGUGCCCGACUCAGCUUACAAAACCAUUCAGUCGCUCUUUUAAAAUUAGACUCCGAGAAGAAGGAGAAACAAAAAGAGAAAACCAAACGGACGCCGAAAAAGCCUGGAGUUUCUGAAUUUCUGGAGCGUUCGGAGGUCUGCGGGUCUUGAUGCCUGCACUUUCCCCCGAAGAAAUGUGAACGGUGAAGGUGCAUCAGUCUCUGCUGAACAGUUGUUUAUGGAGCGGUGGGUGCGGGCCGGAGGGUUGCCCUUGCGUGUCUGCUGCUGCUCCCUAGGAGAUGCUGCCGCUGUCGCCGUCCUUGCUGCUGGCCCUGAGAGGACGAGGGCUGCUCGGCAGAGGCUGAGCUCGGAGGAGGGAGAGGAAGCGGAGCCAGUCCCCCGGCGGCUGGACCCAUUACUAUGGCCGUGUCCUGCUAUGCGCUGAACACUUUAGUGAUCAUGAAGAGCGGCGGCGAGGAAGAGGAGAAGAGCGGCGGCGGCGGCGGCAGGAGCAAGACACCGCCUGUGACGCGCAGGCAGGUGGUGCCUGGUCUGGUCCGAGGAAGCGAGAGGCACAGCAGCUACUGCCCCCUGCCCGGGCGCAGCGUUGGCUCCAGCGGCAGCAGCAGUAGCGGCAGCGGCUCUGCUUUCCUCUUCCCUCCGGCAGAGUCGCCGCAGACAGCAGAGGAGUCGAGCGCUCGUGGGACCCCUCGACGGCUCAGCAGCCCCAGUUGGGCUUUCCGUUUCGGGGAAGGGUUGCAGACGAGCCCUCCCGGCCGGUCCCCUUCGCCUGGCUCGGAAGAGGCACGCAGGACGCCUCGGAUCCUCCAGUGGGAGCUGCAGAACGUGCAAGUGACCCAGAAAGUGGGGCUCUUCGAGGCGCACAUCCAGGCGCAGAACUCGGGCGCCGCUCCUUUCCUGCUCAAGAGUCCCCGUCCGGGCCGAAGGAGAUCGCUUUCCCCCAACCCAUCUCGGGCCCCGCAGCUGUUUGCAGACUCUCCGGAGAAGGGGUUGAGGAAGCAGGAGGAGGAAGAGGAGGAGGAGGAGGGGGUCAAGGGGCUACUGAGCCCGUUUUCCCGGCUAGAGAUCACGGAGAGGACGUCGGAGCGGGAGGUGGAGAAGGGCUCUGGGACCCUUCUAGCACGCACGGCCGAACCGACUGAGACGUCCAGCGGCUCUCCUGUUGCGCAGGGCGCGUGGCAGAUGGAGAACGGGCUUUCGAGGGCGCAGCCCCCGGAGGACACGGGGAUGGGCGGCGGGGUGUGCCGAGCGCAGGACUCGAGAGCAGCGGAGAAUGGGAGCAAAUCGCCCAGGUUGUGUGGUUCAAGGGAGACUGAGAAAGGGGACACGUUGCCAAAGGCGCACAGUUCGGACAAGAUGGAGAGGACGCACGCGAUUUCUAGGGCGCAGGAGUCAGGGAGGGCGGAGAGAAGGCUGGGAUCUAGUGGGAGGCAGGACUUGGAGAAAAGAAGCGGGUCCCCCGAGGGGAAGGACUCCAGAGAGUUGGAGGAGGCAAGGGGGUGCCAAGGGGCCCAGGCACCAGGGGUGAGGGGCAGCUGGACGCAGGUAGGUGAAAGCGAUGCGCGGCAUUCAGAGGCAUCGGGCAGGGUGAGUGAGUCCUCGGAGGACCAGAGCUGCUUAGAAGUCGUUCAGAGGAGGAGCGGCUUUCUCAGAGGGCAGGGCUCAGAGCCUGUGGAGAAGCCCCUCCGAGAGCAGCUCCCGACAGCAGAUUCGCCUUGCCUCGCUAGAACUGACAGCAAGGAGGGAGGCAGCAGCAGCAGCAUACUAGCUUUGGCGGGCUCUGCGAAAAAGCAGAUGUCAGCGCCUGAGCUUAUGGCUGAAGCCAAUGGAGCCGGGCUGCAAAAACAGCAUCCUGGAGGGCAGCCGCCGCCCUCGGAGCCCUCUGCAGUAGUGGGACAAAAGCAGGAGAAACCCUUUGUGGAAGGGGAGAGCUGUUGUGGAGGAGGAAGCAGCAUCCCUGCGGUCAUUGUUACUGACUUGGGAGCUCAGGAGGAGGAAGAGACGGGAGAGGGUCCCCGAAAGAACAUGCCCAUCAGGAAGCUGUCUUCUUCAUCUGCUUCCUCUACUGGCUUCUCCUCAUCUUGGGAAGAGUCUGAGGAGGACAUCUCCAGCGAUCCUGAGCGAGCCUUGGACCAGAGUCCAGCCUUCCUGCAGACCCUGGAUAAACCAAGAGUGUUAUCAUGUGUAAGAAGGAAAGAAAGAAAGAAAGAAAGAAAGAAAGAAAGAAAGAAAGAAAGAAAGAAAGAAAGCCCAUGUAAAAAGAGCAAGUCAUGGCGGAAGAUCAAGAAUAUGGUGCACUGGUCCCCCUUCGUUAUGUCCUUCAAGAAGAAAUAUCCGUGGAUCCAGCUAGCAGGACAUGCAGGUAGCUUCAAAGCGGCAGCUAACGGGAGGAUACUGAAGAAGCAUUGUGAGUCUGAGCAGCGCUGCUUGGACCGCUUGAUGAAUGAUAUCCUGAAGCCUUAUGUCCCUGCCUAUCAUGGGGACAUAGUGAAGGAUGGGGAGCGGUACAAUCAAAUGGAAGAUCUGCUGGCUGAAUUUGAUUCUCCCUGUGUCAUGGACUGCAAGAUGGGAGUCAGAACCUACUUGGAAGAAGAACUCACAAAGGCCAGAAAGAAACCAAGCCUCCGCAAGGACAUGUAUCAGAAGAUGAUUGAAGUCGACCCGGAGGCUCCGACGGAGGAGGAGAACACGCAGCACGCAGUCACCAAACCCCGAUAUAUGCAGUGGAGGGAAACCAUAAGUUCUACAGCAACUCUGGGGUUCAGGAUUGAAGGAAUCAAGAAAGAAGAUGGCACUGUGAACAGGGAUUUCAAGAAGACCAGGACAAAAGAACAAGUCAUGGAGGCCUUCAGAGAAUUUACUAAAGAAAAUCGUAACGUUCUGAACAGUUACCUUAACCGGCUGAAGGGGAUUUGUGCCACCUUGGAAAUGUCGCCGUUCUUUAAGAGCCAUGAGUAUAGAAACAAAGGCUUCUGCAUUUUCCUUUUGCAGGUAAUUGGGAGCUCCCUUCUCUUUAUCCACGACAAGAGGGAACAAGCCAAAGUCUGGAUGAUUGAUUUUGGGAAGACCACACCCCUUCCAGAGGGAGAGGUCCUCCAGCACAACGUGCCCUGGGUAGAAGGGAACAGGGAAGAUGGCUACCUCUGGGGGCUGAACAAUCUGAUUGAAAUCCUCACGGAGUUGUCUCGGAGCGAAGACUUGCAUUAAAGCUAGAAGUCCAACUCAACCACUAUCCAGAACCUUGCCCCUCAAACUGACUUUCUGAACUGCACUACAAGACACUUUCCACCCCGCACCCUCUCCCAUCCAGUUUUAAAGUUAGAAGCAACUUUUUAUUUAAGGUGUAAAUAUGUAGUUCAUACUAGAACAAAUGCUGAACAUGAAACUUAGCUGGUGGUGGUGGAAGCAGAUCACAGUCCUAGUCUGUCAGCUUUGUGACUCCCAGUCUCUGGCUAGCCAAAUGCAUGAAUUGCAAAACUUCCUCUCCAUGGAAUAUCUGGCUCUUCUGUGCUUUAACAGAGGGAAUCAUUCCCAUUCAGCUGAAUGAGUAUGAUGCCCUCCUCCUGCUGAAAUACUAUCUAGCUGUGUAAGUGAAAAAUAGACAUUGUAAGUUAUCUGCUGCCCUCCUGUGUCCGAAGUUAGUAUACUAUUUUGGGUCUCUGAAGUUAAAGGCAUAUCUACAUAGGACAUUUUGUGGAGAUUAUGGUAGAGAUGUGCAUGAAAUGAAUUUUUCAAUUCAUUUUGAAUUUGAAUUCUGAAAAUUUGUUUCAGAUCUGAAUCAAACAUUUAUUAUUUUAUUAUGUUGUUUUUAUUUAUUUGAUUUAUAUACCGCCCCUUCCAAAAAUGGCUCAGGGCAGUUUACAAUAUGGGUUACAAUAUGGAUCUGGUCCAAUAAUUCACUUUGAAUUGGAAUCAAUUCGACCCUGUUUUGGUGCUGUUUUUAACCAAUCACGGGGCCUGAAUGAUUUAAAAAUGGUGCCAAAGGGCUCUCGAAUUGAAUUGCCCUUUUAAGGGUGAUUCAGUUUGAAUCCAAAUCACUCGAUUCACCCAGAUGCGAGUCAAAUUUGCACAUCGCUAGAUUAUAGGUGCUCUUCUUGGGAAGCUCCCAAACAGACCAGACUUUGGGAUCUAGAGCUUACCAAGAAAGUUCAGGAGAAAAGCACUGAAUGACAGCAAAUUAAUUGUAUUUACUAACUUUCUUAAACCUACAAAGAUGGUUAUAAGCUUUUAGAGAAAAGUUAAUAUUGAUCUAAUUUUCUAUAUAUUGAGCAAUUUCUGCUUAGCUUAGAACUACUGUGCAAUAUUUGUACAGAUGGUUGUGCAGAUUGUACAAUUGCAUUUUAACAUGGUUUAUCCAUUUUAACCACUGAGAUGAGGUAAAAUGUUCUGGUCCUGAAACUUCAUUUGCCUUGGGGAGACCUAGUUGCAUAUCACAGACUUGAAAGGGCUAUCACUGCCAUGGUUCAGGUGCUCCUUUGGUAGCAUUGCGGGCCCUUUUAGAACAGUAAGCAACUUCUCAGGUGUGCUUUUGCAAAACAGUCCAGUUCUUAAAUUUCAAAGAGUAAGAACUUAACUAGGCCUUCAAAAUGAGCUUUCCUAUUGGUAAGCAAAGCGUUAAAAUGGUGAACUAAUACAAUGUUCAUAUAUCUGCAAAAAAAAAAAAAAGAGGAAGAGAAAGAAGAUGUAAUCUCACUUGGUCAGACAUGGCUGAUUUAAGACGAAAUUUGUCUUAGUCCCCCAAAUGGGACUAAGUUUUCUACGUUGGUGGCUGCGUAUGGGUGGUAUCUAAAGGAUUUGCCACUUUCCGUCUUGCGAAAACGUCUGCUUCCCUAUUUUCGGGUGGAGGCUAUUUUAUAACUUCCUGGAACAUUUGAACUAAUCAGAUUGCUGGCCUCCGAACUGGUUUGCUAAAAGGCCAGCAAUUGACAGAGCUAUAGGGAGGGGAAGGCUCCUGGGGCAUCUGGGUUUUCUUGGAAUGCCGAGUGCCGCAGACCUUGAAGACAGGAACCACAUUUAGGUCAUAAACCAUCCAGCAGCUAUUUUUUCUGCUGGCUUUAACUCUCACACAUCUUUUAAACCAUUGUUUUCAUGAAAUAUCCCUCUUCAAUCUCAUGGUCACUAUUCUUCCCAGUGGUAAUUCCAGCUUUGCCCUUACAAUGGGAAUAGCGACCAUUUCUUGCAUCACAGAGGAUCUGUCCUUGUUACAAGUGUGUGUAUUUUGGGGGCCAGGAAGAUACCCCUCGGCCACAGUCUGGCAUGCAACAAAACCUCAAACCUCUUGGGAGUUCCUCUGUUCAUAUCUCUCUAGGCACAUGUCCGUCAUUCCUCUGUGUGCUGUUGUAAAUAGUUGCUCUGUUCAGCUGCUUUUCCCCUUCAGGCUUCCUAUGCUGUUUAAUAAUAGCCUAUGUGGAAGUGCCUUAUGGACUACUUUCUGUUCCAUUAGUGUCAUGGAAAAGUGUCUUUUUAAAAAAAUAGUUCUAUUUAUUGCCAUUCAAUUCCUCCCUCCCCCCCCCCCCCCCGGUUACAUAGAACACUACAUCUUAAUGCAUGGAAUCUUAAUGUUUAGUUUUUAAAACCUCUUUUUCCACGUUUGUGGGAAGGGGGGGGGGGAGUCCUUGAAACAGCAUACAUUUAUACAAUUUUUAAAAAAACUGUAUUUAGCUUUUAAAUUGCUUCUAUUGUAUACAUUUUUUUUUAGUUUUUUUAAAGCCUAUGUUGUUUGUAAAACAAGAUUCCUUGCUUUGUGGCUUUAAAAGAAGUGAGUUGUUUCUCCAGAUGUCUCUUAGACCUCUUCUGGAGGCUGGAACUGUUGCUGUGAGAUAGUCCUUUUUCCUUUCUCCUCCCACUGCCCCCCCCCCCAAAUCUGGCACCAUUUCUCCUUGAUCUAAAGAUGACACAAAGAACGUGCAGAGUUAUUAAAAAAAAUUGCCACUAACGCACAGUGCCUGUAAGUCAGAUAACUCAAAAUAAAGGCAUACAACAUG
This is a messenger RNA of Hemicordylus capensis (graceful crag lizard), 6383 nucleotides long. It is a transcript of the gene ITPKB, whose product is annotated as inositol-trisphosphate 3-kinase B. Gene Ontology annotation, molecular function: inositol-1,4,5-trisphosphate 3-kinase activity; inositol tetrakisphosphate kinase activity. NCBI's taxonomy places the organism in Eukaryota, Metazoa, Chordata, Lepidosauria, Squamata, Cordylidae. The record is from RefSeq and is a predicted model, not a curated record. Bases 799 to 3606 code for a protein of 935 amino acids. The transcript has 9 exons. Gene Ontology annotation, cellular component: cytoplasm; nucleus. Gene Ontology annotation, biological process: inositol phosphate biosynthetic process.